AUGCCGAGGCGGCUAGGCCCCCCAGGAGCCGGCGUGCCGCCUACGGCCCGGUCCAUCUCGCGCCGUUGCCUCCGACGACAUUUUGCGAAAAUCACCUCCCCUUUCCUCCGACAAACAACACACUCCCCGCGCCAAAGCCAGAGCUCCCUUGCUCGUCUCCCCCUCACCGGAGCUCCCCCUCGCCGGAGCUCCCCCGUGCCACAGCUCACCUCCUCUGCUCCCCCGCACAGCUCUCCCGCGCGUCGUCGGAGCUCCCUCUCCCCACGCCACUGCCGUGUUGCUUCCCCCCUCCUCGUUCCUCUCAUCGUCCCCCCAUGGCGAAUCACGGCGAGGAAGGCUCGACUUUUUUCGAUCUGCUAUCCGACGGUGUCCUUCCCCGAGGGCGGCGAGCCGGAGCUUCCCCUGCGCGUCGUCGACCACCUCCUCAUUGGCUGGACGCCGUCGACCAUGAACCCAGUAUUCUCCAAGCGCACGCCGCUGUGUGGGUCGCCGAGACGCCGAGGCCGAGGCGGAGCUCCAGGCCAUCGAGGUCGCGUACGCCGCCGAGUCCGGCAAGCGCCGCCAACUCCCAGACUGGUCCAAGGCACCCGCCCCCGCCUCCGUCUGCCCAUAGCCCAACCCAGUCCCCUCGCCCCCCUCCUGCCAAGUGGACUUCACAUUCCAAAGGAGGGACAGAAUCUGGAGUAAUUGAUUAUUUCCAAAAUCUGGAGUAAUCUUCUCAAGUUACAUGAUCAGUUGUGCUUGACUGAAAAUUUUCACAGGAAAAUUUUGACUGGAGUAACAGAGGCAUAACAGUACAAAUUACAGGUAUAGAUUGCUCUGUUCAACAAACUUCCUAUCAGUCCAACAAUGUUUCUGAAUCUAAACUUUUUCAGUUAACAGAACCUGAACCUGAACAUGUUCAGUUAACAGAACCUGAACUUUU
Triticum aestivum (bread wheat) is the source of this 925-nucleotide messenger RNA. RefSeq lists its product as uncharacterized. The record is from RefSeq and is a predicted model, not a curated record. The transcript is spliced from 3 exons. Bases 1 to 687 code for a protein of 228 amino acids. NCBI's taxonomy places the organism in Eukaryota, Viridiplantae, Streptophyta, Magnoliopsida, Poales, Poaceae.